AUGGACCACCCCACUCUCACUUCCCUCUCCCUCACCCAUGUCCACUACAACCCCCACGACAUUUUCUCAUGGAUUUCCGCAUAUCUCGCCCUCGUACCCCAAGCCCUCAUCAUCUCCUACGUGACUCUCAUAUGGGCGACACGAGAGAUCGAAGUGGUCAUCAUGUUCGCGGGACAAUUGGGAUGUGAAGGAUUAAAUUGGAUUUUGAAGAGAUAUUUCCGAGAGGCGAGACCGACAGAAACCAUAGGAAAAGGCUACGGAAUGCCCUCCUCACACGCCCAAUACGCCUUCUACUUCGCAACCUACCUCUCCCUCUUCCUCCUAUUCCGGCAAACCUCGUCCCCAAAUUCCACCCCUCACCCGAUCCUCCACUCCCUCCUCUCCCUCCUCUCCGCCUCCGCGGUAGCCUACAGUAGAAUCUACCUAACCUACCACACUUCCUCCCAAGUUCUCGUGGGAUGUGCAGCAGGAGCAGGAUGUGCGGUGGCAUGGUUUUGUGCGACGGCGAUGGCGAGGCGGAUGGGGGUCGUGGAGGGGGUGUUGGAGGGGGAGGUGACGAGGUGGUUGAAAAUGAGGGAUUUGGUUGUGGAGGAGUCGUUGGAGGAGGCCGGGUGGGAGAGGUGGGAGAAUAGGAGGAGGUGGGAGAAUAGCAGGAGGGGGAAGAUGGGGAAGAGGAAGGAGGAGAUUGUGGGGGGCGGCGGUGGUGGUGGUGUUGGUGGUGGUGGUAAUGGGAGUGGUGGGGGAAAGGAGAAGAAGAAGAGGCGAUAGGCAUUUUUUUUUGCUGGCUUGGGUGAUCGGAUGAUGGGACGUUGUGCGUUCUGCAGUAGUGCUGCUUUUUUCGCCUCUGCUGGGAAUGUGCUUGGAAUAGAGGGAGAGAGAGAGAUCUCGGAUACGAGGCUUAUAUCAUACAUACAUCACCUUGAUCUUCACAGAUCUUACACAAAAUGCAGCGAUUGCUCAGAUUACGGGAGACUAGAACCGCGG
This is a messenger RNA of Sphaerulina musiva SO2202, 984 nucleotides long. Its product is annotated as PAP2-domain-containing protein. Gene Ontology annotation, biological process: protein N-linked glycosylation; lipid biosynthetic process. Gene Ontology annotation, cellular component: intracellular membrane-bounded organelle; endoplasmic reticulum membrane. NCBI's taxonomy places the organism in Eukaryota, Fungi, Ascomycota, Dothideomycetes, Mycosphaerellales, Mycosphaerellaceae. The record is from RefSeq and is a predicted model, not a curated record. The coding region runs from base 1 to 768 and encodes 255 amino acids. Gene Ontology annotation, molecular function: dolichyldiphosphatase activity. The transcript has 2 exons.